Molecule: messenger RNA, 2694 nt
Organism: Betta splendens (Siamese fighting fish)
Lineage: Eukaryota; Metazoa; Chordata; Actinopteri; Anabantiformes; Osphronemidae
Product: B2 bradykinin receptor-like
Exons: 1
Coding region: 548-1573 (341 amino acids)
Biological process (GO): neutrophil chemotaxis; response to mechanical stimulus; G protein-coupled receptor signaling pathway
Cellular component (GO): membrane
Molecular function (GO): bradykinin receptor activity
Source: RefSeq, a predicted model, not a curated record
CCCUCGCCACCGCUUAAUGCCCCGGUGUUGACGCAGCGUGGGAGGUGGGCGGCGCCCCCCGUGUUUGCGCCCAAAAUGACGGCGUGCGACGCCAAACAGGAAGUCUGUGUUAGGAGCCGGGCCCCGGCCGCCGUCACGCGUCCUCCAAAUUGUUAUGGAACAAAACACACCCAGUCAGACGAGUGUUACCUCAAACUGACAAACGUCUGCCAGAAAUACGCAGUUUGAUCUGGUUGGGUGUGUAUUUUCGUCUGCAGCUGUGUUUUCACAUCUGGAAUCUGCGAGCCGGGCCUGCGUUUGACCCCCGCUGUUGCCAGGACUCGCCUCUUCGACGCUGGCAUGCUCUCGCUGUGUAAACCACCCUUAUCUUCCCUCCAUUAAACCAAUUAGAAACCCUAAUGCCGCACAAACAGCAGACUCUCUUGUGUGUUGACACGGUUAAAAGCGUCCACUGAUAUGAGUUUCAGCUCUCACACUCUAACACUAAAACUACGUUUACCGCGCAACGUCUUUCACAACGGCCCCGGACCCGACAGGCGAGCGACCUAUGGAGAAUGAAACCACCUCUGAGCUGGGGUGCAACCACACAGACGCGUGGGACUGGGUCUACAGCAUGCAGCCGGCCUACAUGUCCGUCAUCUGCUUCUUCGGCGUGCUCGGGAACUCCCUGGUUCUCUGCGUGUUCUGCCUGCAGCCGAGACCCGCGUCGGUGGCCGACGUCUACCUGAGCAACCUGGCCGUCGCCGACCUCCUCAUGGUGUCGUGCCUGCCGUUCUGGGUGGUGGCCGUCACCAACAGGUUCCACUGGACCUUCGGCGAGCCCAUGUGCCGGCUCGUCGGCACCGUCAUCGGGAUGAAUUAUCAGUGCAGCGUCCUGUUCCUCACGCUCGUGAGCGUGGACAGGUACCUGGUUCUGACCCGGCCGCUGACCCGGGGCAGGCGGAGGCGAGCCUUCUGGGCCCGGGCCAUCUGCCUGGGCGUCUGGGUUGCCGGGAUCUCCCUCAGCUUCCCCGCCGUCCUCUUCCGCUCGGUGCGGUUCUUCCCUCAUUUGGGGAUAAGCGCGUGCUACCUCGCGUACCCCCACGAAGGCUGGCGGCUGCGCUACAACGUGAGCGUGGCGGUCGUGGGCUUCCUGGUCCCGGUCCCCGUCGUGUCCUUCUGCAGCUACCACAUCGCCAAGGCGGUCUGUCACAGCCGGAAGCUGAGACGGGGCGGCGGCGGCGCCGAGGGGAAGGCGGCGCGCCUGGUCCUCGCCGUCCUCGCCGCCUUCGUCCUCUGCUGGCUGCCGUACCAGCUCCUCACCUUCCUGGACACCUUGGACCACUACCAGGUCAUCUCCGGGUGCACGUGGGCGCACGUGUUGGACAUCGGCGAGCAGCUGGCCACCUACCUCGGGUACAGCAACAGCGCGCUGAACCCCUUCCUCUACGCCAUCGUGGGGAAGCACUUCAGGCAGAGGGCGAGGGAAGCGUUCGGGGCGGCGCGGCGCCGGAGGAGGCGGCCGGGGCCGAGGCCUCGUCCUUUGAACGCCGACGUCGCGUCCAGCAAACACACCGGAAGCACCAGAAUGUAAAAAACAAAACAAAAACGUGAGUUUAAUUAGAAUAGAAACUUUGACCUUAUAAUGACAUUUUAUGAUAUUAUAAAUGUAUUUCUACUAUCUGUGACAACAACUGUCAUUCUACUAAUUAGAGUGCGUGUAGUGGAAGAGUGUGAUGCAUUUCCUGCGUAAGAGUAGUAAAUGAAUUAUUGAAUAGCUUCUGAGCUAAUGGAGGCAAUUAUCGCCCCAGUCAAAUAGAUGUUAGGUAGAUUUAAUCACUGAUUGGUGAGGAUGGCUACACCCUUUGUUGUAAUGGAUGUAAUUACUUCACCACCUCAGUAGAUCAUGCACUGGUGAGAUUUCCUUCCCUAUGAAUGAAAAAUAAAAGACACAUGUCAAAUAAAUUACAGUGUAGGAAAAACAUGUGCAGCUCCAUUGUUUUGCCUCUAAAUUCCCUGUGAGCUACUUUGGGCUCAUGCUUUCCAUAGGUUCUAUUGUGUUUGUCCUGAGCUUGAUUCAGUGUAAACAGUGUCUUCCCAUCGUUGCAUUGUUACUGUAAGGUGUCACUUAAGGUUAGCAGCUGAAGAUGUUUAACAAAGGCAAUCAUUAAGUAGUAUGUACAGUUCAUAUCAUGGCCAUUUGCAGCGCAGGCUGUGAUUAUGUCGAUUUUACGUGUGAAUCUAACCUAUCGCCUCUGAAUGUUACACUAUUGCCUUCAAUAAAGCAUCACCUUGAUCUUUUGACCUAAACAAAUCUUGUGAUUUUGAGAUAAAAUUGUAUAUACAUUAUAUAAGUGUCCAUUUGAAACAAAACUAAACUUAUAUAAUAAUACUUAUGUAACAAUCAUUCAUGAGUUUUCAAGUCACCACUUUUGGCUGCGGCCUCAUCGGGGUCCUGAUGUGCACAGGCCGAAUUUGGACUCUUUCAUAAACAACCUGAUUUAUGGAGCCCCUUGGCUGAGGGUGUGGAGGCACGCAGCUCUAUAUACAAAGAUGCGUGCAGUCCGUGUCUGCAGUCGCUGCGCUCUGUGACCAGGAGCCCGGCGAGAACGCUUCCAGUCAGCAGCGUUCUCAUAAAACCCACGGUAAGACGUAUUUAUGCUCUUCGUUGCUCUUUGACACAGGAAAGCACCUAUUUGACCUUUUGAGUGAAAC